AUGACUGGCGACAGCGACAAGCGAGACACAGAGCAAGAAACCCUCCAGACAACCCCUUCUUCUACCAAGUUCACCAUUCCCAAAUGUCGUGAAUCAACCCUGGAUUUCUGCGAUGACUCGGUUGAGUGGGCUGUUACAACAGACGAUGCAUCAAGUGCACAAAACAAUGGAGGGUCACCUCAAGGCUCAACGUCAAGCGCGCCCUCCUUUUCAACCACCUCUACGAGAAGAUGCAACCUAGGACCAGAAUGCAUUCUUCAGCCACCACGAGACUUGGAGCCUGCUAUAAGGACGGAUAUCGCUUUCGGGGAUGGUCAGGGCACAGUCGGCUAUAUUAGCGAGUUUGGGGAGCUUAUUCAGGUGAGCCGCAUGCUGGAUUUCGGACCGCAUGGUGUGAUACAGGUCCGACCCAACUCAGACAUUGCCGAUUUCGACCACAUCAUACAAGGUUCGUGUUCAGGCAUCGGGCUGCGCUUGAAUAAUCGAUCGGCCGUUCCGGAGGAAGACUUCCGUCCUGUUUCAUACAUUCAUGACAGGUGGCCGAAGCUCUCAUACACCACAGGAGGGGUUGAAGUCGAAAUGGUGUUUGCCGUGGUGGAUAAGAAAAUUGUGCAUCAAUGCGUGCUUUCUAAUAAAGGCAACGAUGACGCCACGGUUGACCUGGUAUUUGACCUGGGUUUUGCACUGGAUGCCCCUCAUGAUUUUGGUUUCCGAAGCGCCACCAAAUUCAAGGGAGGAACAUUGACUUCAGGGAAUACUUGCAUCGUGCUUUGUGGCAACCCCGGUGGCUAUGCCAGUUUCGGCGCCUCUUUGUAUAUUGACCAUGGACAUCGAGUGCCCCUCGUACCCGUCACUUCGAAAGAUCCGCCUGGGACAAGCGGUGAACCAAAGCUUGGUCCUUCUCACGACGGGGGAAAGGAGGCCAAGGAGAAGGAGCUAUCAAGGGCCCUUUUUCACCUGCUCCCCAUCGAGAUUGCAUCAGGUGAUGAUUUCUACAAGUGGCAACGUCGCAAAGACGAUUCGUUCUGGACGGCCUACGAUGAAGCUAAGAGCAAGGAAGACAGUGCGCGAGCCAGCAAGAUCUUGGAGGACGGGGUGUCCCAAGACGCAGCAGCUCCUGCACAGACCGAUGCACAUGAUGUCCCAUCAGACCCUGUCGAAACGACGACACCAAAGCCUCCAAACGAAGAGCAGUCGCCCGUGCAGAAGGGCGAGUCUCUCCUUAAAUCUCAGGUACCUUUCCAAAAUCUUGGAGGCGAGGGUCUUUUCUCUCAUCGUCUGUUCGGUAUUGAGUGGAAAUCAAGGUGGUCAUGGCAUGACAUUUUGGAUGACGACACAUUCUGGGAUGUUAUGUAUGGCCCGAGGAGGAUGAAAUAUAAGGAGGAAAUGCAAGAGCUUGUAACGGCAGAGUUCAAGAAGUUGAGAGCUAACCCUAAAAUUCGUCCGAGUUGUGGCUACAUCAAUCUCCAUGAAAACCUAAGCAGUCAUUGCCCUGGAAAAUGGAUCAAGGGUCUUCCAGACCAGCCAACCGAAUUCCUGUUCCGACGGUACUUGCAACACAUUUUAUCAGUGGUGCCUAUUGGAAUCCCUUGGAAAAGAGACGGAGAUUGUGCUUACUUCUUCUGCACCGGUGGACUGCAUGAUGUGAGCAUGAGGCCUGCCGCUGCUCUAUAUCAGUUCCGUUUCCUCGGCUGUAUGCAUCGGCUGCUUAUGAGUCAAGAAGGUAUCAUUGAUGACUCGUUAAAGAGCUCUCUAACCUCAGACAUUGAGAAACUUUGCAAAGGUCAUCUCGAGUGGUGUUUUGAAGUCGCCCAAAAGACGAAGAGCGGAUUGUGGGCCAGCGUCUACAAGGCCCCAGGUGCUCAAACAACAACACAGGACGACCAUCUCCAUAGCGCUAUCAAUUUCCUGAAAUUGCUUGACUUCUAUGUGGAAUUCCCGAAGAGUCGACCGUUCGUUCUUGACACCCUCAAUAGGCGACUCCUACCUUGGCUCAAGGCACUUCAGGAGACCCGGAACAAAAACUCUGGCCUCUGGGAAUCGGCCCGAGAGACUAUACAAGUGUCGUGGUGGGACCCCAAUUACCGGCAGGAUGAGGAAGUAUCCAUCCCAAACUACGAUUUGUGUGAUUCCGUUCAACAUUGGCAAACUCUUCAGACUCUCUUCAAUAUCAUCAACGAAGUGAAGGACAAUGCCGUUCCCCGAUCAGAUGCCGACAGCGCAGCUGUGUCGACGUCGCUACAGCAUAUGGCAAAAGAGCUUCUCGACAGUUUGGAAAGUACCGGUCUCAUGACAGAUCUAGACCCUUCUGCUUUUCGGGAAAAGAUACUGGAGCGGUUCUCUUUUGAGAUCGAGAGAUCUUCUGUCGAGACUUCCGUCCAAUCUGUCGAGUUCAGCAAUGAAGCGCCUGUUUCUGGUUCGUUGGUGGAAGAGAUGAAGGCUAACAAGAAGAGACUCCUUGCCAUCAAACGCUGUGCAAAGGAGCGGCCGAGAUGGAACUGGUAUGCAGAGGCCAUGAUACUGUGCCCCAAAUUCGAUCUCGGCUUUUUUGAUCAUGAUCGUCCUUCAAAACGACUUGAUGAGUGGUCGAAGGCCGUCGAGGCACAACAAUUUCAGCUCGAGCAGUUUUGGAGAAAACCUCUCCGAUACCUUUUGGCACUGAUUUUGGCUCUGGAUUGUAAUAUCUCUCUGGAUAGAUCGAAAGAUCCAGCGACAAUGGCCUCCACAUGUAGGAUGAUCCUGCUGGGAUGCGUCCUGGGCAACGGGCUGAUGGCUGAAGAGGUGGAUCCGAAAAACAAAAAGCCCCAAAGCAGACUGCGGAACUUUCCAACCGCUGUCUUUGGGGUACCCUAUUAUUUAUUCAGGGUGACUUAUGGGGACUUGCUUGGAGUGUUCCCGAAGCAAAUUUCCAAUUCGCCCGGCAAUACUAGAGUUGGCAUCACAGUAAAUGAGAAGCUCUGGAAAAAAUCUUACAAAGCCAUCCGGUCGAGGACGAAGGCCGGCCUGUAUAACCUUGCAAAUGUUGACAGGGCCAACGUGGUCGAUCUGACUGAGACAUGCGAACCAGAAUGGUUGUUCGAUGAUCCAUGGUAUUUCACGCAAGAGGACCCUCUGGCGGACAGAGCCGAGGGCGAACGUGGCCCUUCAAAAUAUAUCAAAGAAACAGUCCAAUCGGGAUUAAAACUUCUAAAGGACUUCGACCGUGAUGAAGGGAGCUCUCCCUACGCCGUGUUCAACGACUCCAUUCAAUUACACAGUCGCAAUAACGACAAUUUUUGGGCAGACGCCGACGAAGAACGCCCUGGAAGUGUUGUUGAUGUGAUCAGGACCGGCAAGCGCCAGUCGCAGAUCCUGGAAGAAAUCCCCAACGCCUGGGAACUUCUGGACCACAUAUGGAAGAAGAGAACCAAGAACGAUGUGAAGAAGAGACUAAUAUACGUAUACAAUUGUGGACCAAGGUUCUCAUUAUCGCUCUAUCUUUCUGUCCCUGAGCGAGAACGAUACUCGAUGGCGACUUUUCUGGCUCGCCACCAGACGCGGGACGUGUUUCAUCGCGAAGAUACGCACAAGACCAUUAACUCUUGGAUCACAGAACUGCACCUAGGGUUCUACAGAGUCAUUUCGGACUUGUCAGCCCCUGCUGCCGAGGAUGAUUCAGACGAGGAGCAAGUUCCACCCAGUCGGACCAUAUUCUCGGGCAAGCCAUUUCGGCUUCCGGGGGAUGAGACAAAACUCAUCGAGAAAUGCGCAAUUGGGUUCCGCUUUGAUGGCGACCUUUAUGAUCGAUAUUGGACAUGUUUUGUCGCGGUGUAUCUGCCCCAAUGUGGCCACGAAGAUCGAUGGUUUGCUGAUGUCGAUUCCUUCAAGUUGACCAGGCCCACUGGAGAAGGGAACAAGGACACCGAACACAGCCAGCGAAAGAUUUUGGAAGCCAGGUGGUUUGAGAGAGCGACCAGAAUUAUAUGCGAAGAGACUCGACGAAUUUUGAGAGUGAUUUCCCAUAUUCUGGGCGAAGAUCAACAGCGCAAUGGACGAUACACUGCCACUUCCUACGACACCUUCCGCGAGACCUUUGAGAGCAACAAGACCACCUACUCCCGAUAUGGAGAAAUGGUUAACUUUCUCCGUCACGUUCUUGAGAAUCUUGAAGCGGUCCGAAAUGUUGCUGACAAGUGGGAAACCCGAGAAACCGCACGCGAAGUUCAGCCUCGUUGGACUCGGGACGACGAAGCUGCUUACGCCCACGAGAUCUCUAUCUGGCGUCGCCGAGCCCAAGCCAACGUCCGUAACAUGGCUCAUUUGGAAAAGCAAAUCGAAGCGAAACUGGAUCACAUCAAACAACUUCGAGAGUGGCUUCUUGACGAUCUGCAACUCAAAGAAGCAAGAGUGUCAAACCGUUCUGCGGACGACGUGCGGAUUUUCACCUACGCUACUGUCGUCUUCUUGCCUCUCAGUUUCGCGUCAAGCAUCUUCAGCAUGGGCGGAGCGCCCUCGCACAGUACCGCGGUCUCAUUUGUCACUGCCGCAGUCAUUGCGCUGGUUGCAACCAUUGCGUUUGUGCUCAAUGCUGGGACGUUUAUGCGGGCGAUUGCUCAAUGGAAAAUAUGGGUUUUCGAUCUGCCGGAUGAGGCUGGCUUCACCGAACACUCGGAAAGCCAGUGGCGCAGAGUUGGACAGAAGUUUACUGACUGGUUUGUGCGCUAUCCAGCCGCCCGUGUCCUAGAUGCUUGGAAAGUGGUCAGAAUGAAGGAUCAUAAAGCCAUCGUCGGCAAGCUACUUCUGGGCAUCCUUAUGUCUCCUCUUUUCGCUUUCACGUGGAUUUUUGGUUUCCUGACACUCAAUCUAUACGAUUUGGUCAUGCUCCUAUUCCUCGAUCUGCCUCGGUAUCCAGGAAGACGCCGGAAGCACCAGACUCAACUCAAAACUACAGAAUCCGUCGUGCAACUGGCAGACACUCAGAAAGCCACCAGGGACAAGGAGAAGAAAGGUGGCAAGUCCUCAGCAGAGGCCUCCAACGAGAAAGAAGCCCGCAGACGUGGAGCGGAGAAGGCCAGGGAGAAAUGGCGACAGGAAAGACUCAAGCACUUUAUGCACAAGCCACGUAUCGUGGACAUCUCCAAGCAUUUGAGUGAGGGAAAGACGAUCCAAGAAAUCCAGAAAGCGCACAGGCAAGAUCUUGAGAAGAGGAAGACCGAGCUGCAAGAGCGCAGGCAAAAGUACCGCCAUGCGAUAGAGAGUGUCUCCGAUUUCAGCGGGAGCGAAGAUGAGGACGAAAAGCCUCGCAAACCCCACGAGCGGAGAAGGGCCCUCGCGCGUAUGUUCGGGAGGAGACGGCAGGAGUCCGACGUCGAGGCCAGGAACGACCAAACCGAACUGGUUCAAGAGAAUGGUGCGAGCGAGAAGGUAAUAUAG
This is a messenger RNA of Fonsecaea multimorphosa CBS 102226, 5412 nucleotides long. RefSeq lists its product as uncharacterized. The record is from RefSeq and is a predicted model, not a curated record. Bases 1 to 5412 code for a protein of 1803 amino acids. The transcript is spliced from 12 exons. NCBI's taxonomy places the organism in Eukaryota, Fungi, Ascomycota, Eurotiomycetes, Chaetothyriales, Herpotrichiellaceae.